Toxoplasma gondii ME49 is the source of this 2028-nucleotide messenger RNA. RefSeq lists its product as hypothetical. Bases 1 to 2028 code for a protein of 675 amino acids. The transcript has a single exon. The record is from RefSeq and is a predicted model, not a curated record. Lineage: Eukaryota; Apicomplexa; Conoidasida; Eucoccidiorida; Sarcocystidae.
AUGCAGCCGUCUCCAGAGAGUGACACCGAGCCACUUUCGGAGCGGAAAACUCGUACUUUUCCAAAGCGUGGCAUCACUGGGGUCGACAACGUCAACUCAAAUGAGUUGUCACAGCGCCUCUGUUCCAGUUGUCCGUCGAGAGCGGGACAUGAGAGUCUUUCUACUUUAUCGAAAUCUGUUCCAAAUGGCGGGGAUUAUGACGUACAGUGGCAUGGGUUUCGGGAUUCGAAUACGCGGGGGGGCUCAGAAGGAGGAAAGGAUUUCCGGGACCAUCUCAACAAACGAGAUCGUUUAAGUAGCACGCGGAUAAAUAGUCCGAUUUUCCUCAGUUCUGGCCGUACUUCUGUGAAGCACAGAGCUGAAGAGAGUGACUCUCCCAGCAAACGCAACGAAGAUGCUGUUUGGCUAUUGAAUCGGAGGAACGAUAGACAACAUCUCCGUCUCAUGUCUCAGGAGGCUGUAUAUUUGGUGAUUGACAAAGAUGCUGUGCCGGUGAAUGCCCGUGACCUGGUUCUCCGAUGGUCAUGGGUUUUCCGCGGUCCUCACUUUUCUCCGUUGGGGACAGAAAAUCGUCCCUUGAUUCAGGGUUGGAUUUGGAAAUUGAAGAGAAAAACAGAUUCAAUUGCUUGCUCUUUGGCGCUGGCAACACGAGCAAGCCGGAUCCCGUACGUCGGUCGCCACUUGGUUGCGAACAAACGGUUCAUAACCAUCGACAUCGAGAAUCGAGUGUUCUACUACCGUAAAGGCAACCGAAGCUACAGUAUGCCGUUCUAUUUUGAUGACAUUGUGUCUGUUGACAUAUCCGAGCUAACGUGGGCAAAGGAGUUCGGUUUCUGCGGCAUUCACAUCCGGCACGACACACCCGAAAGGAGCGUUUGCUUCUGUGUCCAGACAAAGGCGGCAUUCCACACUUGGCUCUAUGCAUUUCUCCUUGCGUGCAAUACCCAAAUUGCUCUUCCUUAUCCACCUAUGCUCCCGCAUGAAGCUGGAGAUGUGCGUGUUUCCGGUCAGAACAUCUUUGGUGAGUGCUUGAGCCAGCGACCGUCCACAUCGUUCGCUUGUGCUUUGCUGCUGCAGACGAGCUCAAGUGACCGGCAAAGCAAGGGGAGAAAGCGAGGAAUAUGUCAGGUGUUUGUGAAGUUCUGGCGCCUAACAAUCUCGCCAAUCUUUGUGAAGAAGUCACGGGGAAAGAAGCGGACACAAGAUACCGAAGGUUCUGAAGAGUUCGUAGCUGAGCAUUGUAACGAAGUGAACCAAAUAAGUUGCACUGAAGACAAGUUGUAUGUGAAUGAACUUCACUCACUCCGGCCACCAGUUCCGACCGUAACUGAUGAGGCGCCACCAGGGCCGCUGUCAAUGAAGUCGAUGACAUUUGUCUGUGCCUUGUCCAGUUAUUGUCGCCCGACAGGCUUUGAACAUGUGCGAUCGCCGAAGUUGCUUGACAGGGAACAGUUUGGAAAUGAGAACUCGGGCAAACUUGCCCGGUGUCUCAGUGACUCCUUUCCACGGAAGGGAUCCCAUCUUUGGCCAUAUUUCUUGGAUGCAAGUGCGCGUGAUCAACAACGACUUCCAUUGCAAAGUUGUUGCUCGCCGCCAUCGCGGCAGAAACGAAAUGAGGUUGUGCUUUUGACAGAGCCUCCCGCUCAGUUUUCAGGGGAGAGUCUCAGUCGCUAUGACGACGAAACACAUCUGGACGAAGGCAUAACCGAGCGACAAAGUGUAGGGAUAAAUGAUCGCUCGGACACGUGCUUGUCGCAUGAAUUGAUACAAGAUUCUGCGCGUUCGCCCCGACGGCCCUGCGCAGAUGUUUCCGGUAACCAAAACGCUUCAGCGAGUAGUGCAGAAACAAAUGAAGGAUCGUGCACCGAGCCGACAGUUGAUUCGUUCGUAUUUGGGGAGAGAUUCAAGUCAAUCACCGUGCCACUCCGGGCGAAUUCGAAAGAACGAAGCGGCGACACUGAUGAUUCCUAUGUCUCUGUGACACCUGCGGAAUCUGACGAGUCAUGGGUCACUUCUCUCGAGCACUAA